Messenger RNA from Anthonomus grandis grandis, 7073 nucleotides. RefSeq names its product protein KIAA0100 (gene hob). Bases 231 to 6971 code for a protein of 2246 amino acids. The transcript has 34 exons. The record is from RefSeq and is a predicted model, not a curated record. NCBI's taxonomy places the organism in Eukaryota, Metazoa, Arthropoda, Insecta, Coleoptera, Curculionidae.
AUUUUUAGUGUGUGUGGAUUACAUUUUCUCCCUUAAAAUUACGUAAAGAAAUCCAUGAAGUAGGUCUGGUUUAUCUAAACUACUGUCACUUGUCUAAAAUGACGUUUUAAAAGAAAUAUAAACAAUGUAAUUUUCCUAAAAUAAUCAAUUAUUAUUUUGUCAUAAUAAAGUGUUUUAUGUAGCAUGUAAAUAAUAAUUUUAAUAAAUACGAACGCGCAUUAUUCAUCGACAUGGGUUUUUUAAUACUCCUCACGAUUUUUGUCGCAUUGUUUUUCAGUAUUUCCACAAUAGUCCCUCUAAUUUUAUCAUGGUUCUUCGAGCGCAAAUACAAAAUACCCAUAGUCAUUGGACGAAUCAGCCUGCCCUAUUUAAAAUUGUGCGAUAUACAAAUUAUAAGAAGCAACUACUUGAUACAAAUCAAAGAAGUGGGGAUUAAAAGUAGUUUUUUAAACUCGGAACUGACAAAACUGAUCACUUUGGUGGUGAAAGAUGUUACAAUCGAAAAUGCCCCAUUACACAACAAGAAAUCCCAGUCUAAGUUUAUGUUUGCACAGACUGGUCCAUGGGACUUUCGAGAAAAGAAAGUGCCCAAUUUUAUUAAUAGUUUUGCACAAUUUAUGGCCAUCCAUGUAUACAACAUCUCUGCGCCCGCUAUCCAGCUGGAUAACAAUUGCCUCCUACAAAUCUUACCAAAAGAACUGCACAUUGAUGGAAGCAUAUUUAAAAACACAAAAUCCCUCCUUGUCACUUUAAAUAUCAGUGAUGCUUAUGUUCUUGUGAUAAAAAAGAGUGAAAAGGGCUCAUACAAACUUGCAGAGUUCUCAUUUGGCAUUUCUAUGGAGACUGUGUUGGUUGCCCAAGGGCCCCUUAGUGUAGAGAAGUUAGAUAUAAAAAUGUCUGAAAGUAAGGCAGUAAUAGGGAGUGGACUGUACACCUGGCUUAAAACCCCUAAAGGUUCAGUAAUUCAUCAUGAAUGUACAAAAGUAAUAAAUGACAUUAAGGAGGACACACCUACAUGGGUAUACAAAGAGGGUGAAACUGUUAUUUUUGAGAGCAAAGAGUUUAGUGAGCUGCAUGCGACUCCUGAGUGUAAGAAUACACCAAAUACUAAAGAGAUAUUGGACAGAAUCAAGCCAAUUGUACCAAAGAAUUUUUGCUUGCACAUUGAUCACACUCAGCUAGAAGGUUAUGAUGAUAAAGGGAAAACUGAAUACACUUCAAGGCUCAAAGGUCUGUCACUGAACUAUUCCACAGUACAGCAAAAUGAUAAAAAUGGAGCUUUGCUCAACUUUUGUUUGAACAAUUUUAAUGUGGAAAUGGCCACCGAGAAGAUUGUUGAACUGAUAAGUUUUUGUGCAGAUGCUAAGCUAAAAAACAACACUUUAAACAUCUUUAUGCAACAAAACAACUUGUUGGUGACCUACAACCAUCAGCUAAUCAGCAGUUGGAUAAACAAAAACUUCAAUCACAGCUCCUUUUCCCCUGGUUCAACAGUUUUCUCACCUAAACUGGAAAAACCUAACUCCAUCCUAGAACAGCUAACUGGGCACAUGUCUCUUAACUUUGAUUUAGAGAUUUUCAAUGUGAUUUUGGUGAUUAAGCUGGAUAAUCAGUGUUCCUCAGUGGGGUUUAAUAAGGCUCGCCUGACCCUGGACCAGGCACAAGAAACUAGAGGUAAAUUGACCAAAUAUAAUUCUUAUUUGGCCAAUUUGGUUCUGGGCAAGAGACAUUGGGAAUCCGAGUUGCUUGUGGAGUCUUUAUGGUGGUCAUUUAAGGAGUGGAACCAUGGCACAAACAUAUCAAAGGUUUUGCAUGUCUGGGAAACCCCUGUGUACUUAGGCAUGGGUUUAGUGAAAUGUUGCACUGCAGAUAAUAAUGUUCUAAAAAUAUAUUCGCUUUUGGAUACAGUGCAGCUUGAAUGGUCUUUACAGCUAUCAGAGUUUUUGUUGUUGGCCUUAAAGGCUUUUGAGAACUAUCAUUACUCUAGGAAUGAGAAUAAAUCAUUGGAUUGUAGUAAAAACAUCUCGAGUUUCCUUACCACCAGUUUAGUGAUCACACAUUGUAACUUUUUUUUGCAAACACAGAAUGAAGAAUAUUUUGUAACGAGAUUGGACACUAUAAGCAUAGACACCAUCCAUGAUAAUUAUACGUUGAAACUGGAAGAUUUAAAGUUGUUCACCCUAAAUAAUACUGGAGAUAACUACACUUGUAUGCGCACCGAGGAUAUUUUAAACUAUAAAAUAUUUAUGAAAAUUGUGCAUUUGAAUUACAGUAAAAAACCCGAGCAGCAUGAAUUUAACAUUUCCUUUUUGGAAGACAUUGUCGCUUACUGGUCCGCAAAUUUUCACUUAAAAACGCUUCUUUUGAUCAAAGAUAUUGAAAAUUUUGGCAAAAAAUUUAUUAAGCUUCGGCCGAGAAUUAAAAAACCCGAGGUCGAGAAGCUGGAUAUGCCUGUAAAAGUGCUUAAUUGUAUUUGCUACGGGAAGUUACAGUUUCACAUUGAUAUUAAUAAGGAACACGAUAUGACUUUGGUUUUAGAAAAAGCGAUAAUUUCGAAAAACUUCCACCCGAACCGAAGCAAACAGGACACAAAGAACGCGAUCAGUAGCGUGGUGGUAGCGAUUGACGGCAAAGACAUUUUCGAGAUCAAAGGGAUCGACUUGAAGCGAAUAUUCGAAGAGGAUCCCGCGGCCGAAAAGCUGAAGGCCGAAAGGCAAGAUGCCUCCUUAAAGUCCAUAUUUAAUGAUUUCACUUGUUGGUUAGAAAUUGAGUCGUUUAAGGUGGUUUUCCCUUAUGAGCACAACUAUGCCGAAGCCAUCCAGAACCAGCUGAUCUCAAUGUUCAAGUGGCUAAAGAUCAUCCAUAAAAACGAUGAGGGCCCUAAAGCGAAAUCCUUUCCAGCUGAUUGGUUGAUUAAUAUAAAAGAGUUUUUACUGGAAAUGAGCGACGACCCGUUUGAAGUUAAGUUAAGGGACAACUUUGAGCUGCUCGAGGACGAGUUCAGCGAGAGUUUGAAGCGUCAGAAAAUGCUUAAAGAAAAGAUAGCGGAGCUUCUCAAGACGCAUCUGCACAUGCCUGCGGGCAAAGUGGAAGAGCUGUACGCCACCCUUAAAAAGAAAAAUGCGGACAUCUACAUUCAAAGAUCGAAACUAAUGUAUCAGGCGGCGCCCCCUCGUACCAGACUAUUCGCUUGGUCAAUGGUGAACGUGGAAUCGAUGGUAAUGGCGGAAAUAUUCGCGGUAGAUGAUAAAAUGAAGCAGCUGGACAACGACAGUCCGUGGCCCGAGGAGAAGGUCGAAUAUUCAAUUUUGUGGGGCCGCUACUUGAAUUUGACCUGCGCGGAGUGGAAGUUUCUGUUACGCGAUUUUCCGCAACCAUGGAUGGAAAUCCGAAAGUUAUAUUUGUGCGGUUUGAUGAUCGGGGCGGAGGAAGCGAGUCGCUGGAGAGCCAUCAGGACGGUCCUGGUCGACCUCGGGGAGCCCUUCGAGCCCUUCGAAGUCGAACGGGGGAUGCAACCCUUGAAAUUCUACUACGACCUCAAUUGUGAAAUCGAGUCCUUCAGUUACGCUUUCGGCCCCUGCUGGGAACCGGUUAUAGCCCAAUGCAAUCUCAGUUUCAAUCAGAUAAGUGCCCCGUCAAAAGACCCAUCACCACCGCUACCCUUUUGGGACAAAAUAAGACUGUUAAUGCACGGCAGGCUGACUAUGGUGGUGCAACAGAUGCAAGUGUUGCUGCACGCCUCUCUAGACCCGUACAAUACCACCGAGGAAAUGGCUCUGGUGUGGGAUAAGGUGGUUAUGGACUGGACCAACGGCAAAAUCGUCUUCAAAGGGGACUUGAACAUUUUCGUGCGCACCGCCUCCAAAUACGACGACGUGCAACUGUUGAAGUUACCCAACUUAAAGCUGAUCCUGGGUUUCCAGUGGGUGUGCCUGAGCGACCCAAAUGACCAUCACAACGUGAUUUAUUGCGCACCCAAUAAAAUCCCCGAGUAUUCCAGUAAUCAGGUACACGACUCGUUUCGGGCCUUCAGAUCUCAAAACCUCAACUUGAGUAUUGUAUUAGAAACAAAACCGUCCCCUAGUCCCAGCUCCAACAGUUGCCCGACCCUACUUUUAUACGGAAGCACUUUAAGGUGGAUCGAGAGUCUAAAACUAAUUUUGUCCGGCGUCACCAGACCGACGAAACGCGGUAAAAUCUUCGAUAACGUGCGAUCGAAAAAACUACAAUUGAGCCGACACUAUAAGAAGAUCAACCUGCUGGUGGGUCUGCACAAGUUCCAGGUUUGCUACUGGAUGUCGUUCGCUAUGCAACGCGGUUGCGAAAUGUUCGGGGGCAGACUGUGCUCCAGUUCCGAACAUUCGUUAAACCUGGUGUCGAUCGAAGAUGGUCUAAAACACCGGGCGAAAGCCGAAUGGUCGGUGGCUUACAUGUGCUCGGAACUAACCAACGCGGAAAUGUGGCUCAAGAGUGCGUUACAGGACGAAUCCGAAAUCGAAACCACACGCCCGCCCGUCGAGAAAACUUACUGUUUAUCGGUGGCCAAAGUGUCCUAUGGUAGAGAGAACGUGUUCGACAGGAACAAGGACACGCCCAUCCAUAGGUUGGUGGUUUACGAUCUGCGUGGAGCCUGGACGAAGAGUAACAGGAACGUCGCCUUCGCUUUGUUCGAUACUUUUAUGAAAACCACGAGGACAAAGAAGAACUUGUCCACGGAAGCUUUAAAAGGAUUCAGGAAGGAUACGAAUACCACCCCGAUGAAACGGAGGAACGCUGAUAACUCCGCCACGCCUCCAAAUAAUACAGUUCAGAAUAUCCAGUCAAGCUCGUCGGUGGCAGACACCCUCUCACCCAUAAGCAAAAUCCAAUCGGGCCACGCGGCCAAUAUGCUACAACAAUUAAUCGCCGAGGUGGACAACAAUUCCAUCGUCUAUAGUGACGACUUAUCGGCCGUCUCUAGGCAGCAACAUCUGCAAGGGGUGCAGGCCUGUCAAGAGGACGACGUACUUCACAAAAACUGGCAAAUAUCCCUAGUGAACGCCCAAGUGCUAUUAAAAGGCUGUGAAACCAACGGUUACGUUAUCCUAAGCGCUGCAAAAGCAGAAAUCCUGCAAAGAGCGCACCGACCCGUGUGGAAGGAUCGCACUUUAGUCUCUAAGACCACUUGGACGGGACUUCUGGAGUGUAUGCAGUAUUAUGCCACAGUAAACGCUGGGGAAAAUGACGAGAACGAAAACAUCAUGUGGUUGACCGUGGACAACAUCCAAGAAAAAGAAUCGGCGGAAAUCUCCGAACCCUCCGAAGUGCCGAACAUGGUGGGAAGCGGGGUGUCUGUAGGGGCGGUGGUCAGCGACACCGUAGGACCCAGUUCGUCCAGACAACUGCAAAGGAUCGUCUCCAGAUGCAAAUGCGAGUUCUUUUAUGCCGGCUACGGGAACAUCAGCGUCGAUCCGGAGGGCGUGGGCGAAAUCCCGCCUCCGCCCCAAGAAGACGUCAGCCCGUGGGACAGCAGACAGUCGGGGGUUGACGCAUUCACUCUUAUGCAUUACGAUUUGGAGGUGUGCACCAAUUCGUUACAGUACGCCAUGUUGCUGGACAUCAUCAACAACCUCCUACUCUACGUGGAACCACACCGAAAAGAGGCAUUAGAAAAAUUAGCCAGAAUGCGAUUCCAGCUGCAGCUUCACACGUUCGACGAUCAACGCAAACCGAUUCAAGAGCAACAAACGGUCGUGAGAAACAGCAUGAAUAAGCUGCGGAGACUGGAGAAGGACACCUAUAUGAUUAAUAAGGCAUUGGAAGAGGAUCCGGACGAUAAAGAGUUAAGGAUGGAACUAGAGAGACUGGAAAGGCUGAUGUACGACUGUAAAAUGAACUUGAACGCCCAAAGUGAGGAGCUGGACAUGAUGAUUUCGUGCUACAAAGAGACUCAGCUACUGGCCAGCGCGAGAAUGGCCACCACGCGUAGCGACAAACCGUUGACGGCGGUCAGGGCUAAUGAGAUUUGCUUUAAGCACGCGCAGUGGCGACUGACUGAAGCCGACGGACAAAUUGGGAUCGCCGAUCUGGUUCUGAGCAAUUUUUUGUACACAAAAAAUUCGAAAUCAGACGAUUCCGUGGAGCAUUUACUCGAGUUGGGCUACCUAAGAAUGACCAAUUUACUCCCUAACGAGAUUUAUAAAGAGAUUUUGUGCCCAACAGAGAUCCAGUAUGACAUGCCUAUUGAACAUAAGAAAGUGUUGCGGAUAUUUUGCAGGGAAAAGCCGCCGGUUGGGGGAAUAUCCCUUAAGGAACAUUUCGAAAUAAACUUGGUCCCUUUAACCAUCGGUUUGACCAAGAAGUUUUACAACACCAUGAUGAAAUUCUGUUUUCCCGAGCGCGAUACGGAAACGGCCGAGUAUAACGAUCGGGCCAGCGAAGAUGGGGAUUCCGAUAGCAAGAAAAAAGGAAAAUCUAAAAAGAGUAGAGACUCGAAUUUCUACGUGCAUAUCGACGACGUGGAUAAAAUGAAAGAAAGGGCCGAAAAGAACAAACUGUUUGUUUUUAUUAAAAUCCCCGAAGUUCCCGUGAAAGUGAGCUAUAAGGGAACGAAAGAGAAAAACCUGGAGGACCUUAGGGACGUGUCUAUCGUGAUUCCCACACUGGAAUACCACAAUAUGACUUGGACCUGGCUGGAUUUGCUUAUUGCCAUUAGGAAUGAUACCAAGAAGGUCAUUUUGUCACAGGCUAUAAAGCAAAAAUUACAAAUUAAGCGUAACACUGGCAACUCCGAAGAUAGUUCUACUCCGCAGGAGGAGGAUAAAGCUAAAAUGUUACUGGGAUCCAGACAUCAUAAAUUAAGGAAUUUUGCGGAGAAGGUAAAACUAACAACUAACACACUAACACGUUCUCAAAGUACUGAUCAAAUUCAAGCACCAGAAAACAGAAGUAUUAGAAAAGGGGUGUCUGAUGUAUUUAAACUGGGCAAAUAGUGAGAGCAGUUCGUAAUUUAUUGUUUUUUAUUCGUUUCUUAGGUUAAUUAUUGAAUAAAUUUACCAUAUUUUAUUAUUAAAUAAAAUCUAUUCCUGUUGUUU